AUGGAGUUGACUUACUUGCUGAUGGAUGUCUUUAGCAACAUUUCUGAGCGCCUUGAUUUGUCACCACAACGUCGUCUUCUUACAUCGCUCCCUCUCUUAAAGAGCAUUCACUCGGCAGCUUUCCCGGGUUUCAUGGGUCUUAUGUCCCGACCUCUGGAUCUCAUCAAGACUCUGAUCAACGAUGUAUGCGCAAGUCUAAUCGAUUUGACUCCACCAUAUUUGCGAGUCGUCCGCGUCGUCCCAACCUCCAGCACAAAGGACGUACAUAGUGCUGCCAUAGCGGAUGUCAGUAGUGUGGUCCGUCAUGUGGGCUUGCUUAGAAAUCUGUGCAUGACCCUCUCAGCCUACGUUUUCCAGUGUCUUUCUACUGGCACAUGGCGGACGUGUCGUCAGGGCAACGCAGGACUCGCUAUCGCUGUCACUCAAUCGACCUCUCAUUCGUCUGGACGUUUCUCUGAAUGGCACAAACCACUGUUUCCCAACUUGGAACCAUCUGACUGGCCAGGUCUCGUUGUGCCUGACGAAUGCACUAGAACUCCUAGUUCACAGUCCUUCCUGUUAGGUAUUUUGGCAGAGGCUAUGGUCGCCGUGUACAUGGGCCUUUGUGUCUGUGCUCUUUACACCCGCGACAGUUGCGCCCUCUACCGUCUGGCCUCCAGUGCAAGCCUCGGCGAAUCAGUAACCUGGUCGCGUGUGUUUGGUGGUGUCUGUCGACUCAAGCCUCUCCGCCCGCCUGUACCGCCCACCCUACCCUCCAGCACUUUAUCACCACCACCACCUGAACCCAAGAAGAGGGGGUCGUUUACAUCACCACUGCAAACUCCAAAACCACCGGCACCGAUGGCUCCUACAGAACUUCAAGUAGAUCAAAUUGUUCCGGUGUCCACAAAACCGCCUCUGUCACAGCCAUGUAGGUCACAUAUUUUGCAUCCCCCUUAUGAACAGUGUUGA
Messenger RNA from Hydatigera taeniaeformis, 951 nucleotides. The record is from the annotation of a GenBank genome assembly. NCBI's taxonomy places the organism in Eukaryota, Metazoa, Platyhelminthes, Cestoda, Cyclophyllidea, Taeniidae.